Trifolium pratense (red clover) is the source of this 1871-nucleotide messenger RNA. RefSeq lists its product as uncharacterized. The coding region runs from base 406 to 1716 and encodes 436 amino acids. Lineage: Eukaryota; Viridiplantae; Streptophyta; Magnoliopsida; Fabales; Fabaceae. The record is from RefSeq and is a predicted model, not a curated record. Gene Ontology annotation, molecular function: lipid binding. The transcript has 6 exons.
AAACUACUCCUACAUUACAGCUAAUUGUAAGCACCAACCGUAACAGAAAAUUAGUAUAUUUAUCCGCUUUCUUCAACAACAAAACACUUCCAUUUCGGAUUAAUUAGAUAAGAUUAUAGACUUUAUCCACCAAACUCAACAAAUCUCAAUAAUUAAUCAAUCUAACUCCAUCAACGGUCUACAUUCCUGCACGUGUUCCGUAUUUCAAUCAAAAAGCAAAAUCUAUUAUCUCGUUUUGUUUUUCCUUGUAUGAAUGAUGGAAGGUCCAGAACUCCUUGUUCGGUGAAAUAGCUUCCAUCAUCAUCAAAAAUUUCAAUCUCAAUUUCAAUUUCAAGAAAAUAGAAGAAGAUAGAGAGAUUAAUUUUAAUUUUAUUAUUUUUUUGUUAGAUUUUAAUUUGGGGGAAAAUGGAGGAUUAUUUAUUUGAUGUUAUGGAGUUUAUGAAGAAACCCUCAAUAACGGAAACAUUCGUCGAUAUUUUACUAUGUGCGGUUCCGAUUUGGCUCGCCGUCAUGAUCGGUUUAGUAAUCGGUUGGUCAUGGCGGCCACGGUGGACCGGACUUCUAUUCAUCGGUCUUCGGAGCAAAUUUCGGUUUCUUUGGACGGUUCCGCCGGGAUUCGGUGCUCGCCGUCUCUGGUUAGCUUUCACCGCCUUAUCGGCCUUCUCAAUUUGCCGUAGUUAUUGGUCCAAUUUCAAGAACAAGGCUAAAGCACAAGAUCCUUCUCAGUCUGUGAAUUCCGAUAACGGUGGUUCUGAUUCUACCGACGCUACUAGGUUUGGUGAUAAAGCUGACGAGAGAGAGAAGGAUACAGUUACACAAGCUGAUUUGGAACAUCUUCUUCAUCUUCUUGAAGGGAAAGAUGGAGUGAUGGACUGGCAAAGUUUUAUGGAAAGGUCUACACCAAAUAUGCAAUACAAAGCUUGGCGUUAUGAUUCUGAGACAGGUCCUACAGUUUACCGCAGUAAAACUGUAUUUGAAGAUGCAGAUCCCGAGUUGGUGAGGGAUUUCUUCUGGGAUGAUGAUUUCCGUCCCAAAUGGGAUCCUAUGCUCGCACACUGCAAAAUUUUGGAGGAAUGCCCCCUUAAUGGGACAUCGAUUGUUCACUGGAUUAAAAAGUUCCCAUUUUUCUGUAGUGAUCGGGAAUAUAUUAUCGCUCGAAGGAUUUGGCAGGCUGGAAAUGCAUACUAUUGUGUGACAAAGGGGGUGCCCCAUCCAAAUUUGCCAAAACGUGAUAAGCCCAGACGUGUAGAUCUCUACUUUUCUAGUUGGGUAAUCAAACCUGUGGAAUCUCGCAAAGGAGAUGGUCAGUUGUCUGCAUGCGAGGUCACCCUUUUGCAUUAUGAAGACAUGGGGAUUCCAAAAGACGUUGCAAAGUUAGGCGUCCGUCAUGGAAUGUGGGGUGCUGUCAAGAAAUUGCACUCUGGUAUGAGAGCAUACCAGAAUGCUAGGAAAACAGAUGCUUCUUUGUCGAGAUGUGCAUUGAUGGCAAGUAAAACAACCAGAAUUUCUUCUAAUGGAAACUUGCAUUCGUUAGAGGCUGCCUCUUUGAUGGAAGAGAGUGUGCAAGCCGUCAGAAAUACCCCACAAAUUGGUCACGGCCUGGACUGGAAAUGGGUGGCCUUAGGCGGGACUGUUGCUGUGGUUUUGGGUAUUCACAGUGGUGCAGUAGGGCGAGCAUUGUUGUUGGGAGCAGGGCAUAGAUUCGCACGGAGAUGAGUGAUCUAGGAUCUCAUCAAUGGAAUGUUCCAUUAAUCACCAUUCAGGAUAUUCAUCAUAAAUGAUAUUUAGACCAUAUUUAUCCCUAUCUAAUGUUAAUUUUGCAGUUAUUAUUAUCAUUAUUUUUUAUAUUAAUUCCAACCUUAUUUGAUUCA